GGGCGGCGGCGCCCCGCGCACAUCACUUCCUCGGCGCCUCCCGCGGGCGCGGACGCGGACCCGCGGCCUCCCGCUCCCGACCAUGGCGGCCCCCGCCCCGCCCGCGGCCGACGAGCUCCCGGGCCCGGCCGCCCGGCGCCUCUACUCCAGGAUGGAGGCCUCCUGCCUGGAGCUGGCCCUGGAGGGUGAGCGGCUGUGCAAGGCUGGCGACUUCAAGGCGGGCGUGGCCUUCUUCGAGGCCGCCGUGCAGGUGGGCACAGAGGACCUGCAGACGCUGAGCGCCAUCUACAGCCAGCUGGGCAAUGCCUACUUCUACCUGAAGGAGCAUGCCCGGGCGCUGCAGUUCCACAGGCACGACCUGCUGCUGGCCCGGACCAUUGGUGACCGCAUGGGGGAAGCCAAGGCCAGUGGGAACCUGGGCAACACCCUCAAGGUCCUAGGCCGAUUUGAUGAGGCUGUUGUCUGCUGCCAGAGGCACCUGGACAUUGCCCAGGAGCAGGGGGACAAGGUCGGGGAGGCGCGAGCGCUGUACAACAUGGGCAACGUGUACCACGCCAAGGGCAAGCGGCUGUGCUGCAGCGCCGCACAGGACCCCGGGCACCUGCCCCCUGACGUGCGCGAGACGCUGCGCAGGGCCUCCGCCUUCUACGAGAGGAACCUGUCGCUGGUGAAGGAGCUGGGCGACCGGGCAGCCCAGGGCCGGGCCUACGGCAACCUGGGCAACACCCACUACCUGCUGGGGAACUUCACGGAGGCCACAGCCUUCCACAAGGAGCGCCUGGCCAUCGCCAAGGAGUUUGGGGACAAGGCAGCUGAGAGGAGGGCCUACAGCAACCUGGGCAAUGCCCACGUCUUCCUGGGGCGUUUUGAUGUGGCUGCUGAGUACUACAAGAAGACCCUGCAGCUGUCCCGGCAGCUGCGGGACCAGGCGGUGGAGGCGCAAGCCUGCUACAGCCUGGGCAACACCUACACGCUGCUGCAGGACUACGAGCGGGCGGCUGAGUACCACCUGCGGCACCUGCUCAUCGCCCAGGAGCUGGCCGACAGAGUGGGCGAGGGCCGUGCGUGCUGGAGUUUGGGCAACACCUACGUGUCCAUGGGGAGCCCCGCGCAGGCUCUGACCUUCGCCAAGAAGCACCUGCAGAUCUCCCAGGAGAUCGGGGACCGCAACGGAGAGCUCACAGCCCGCAUGAAUGUCGCUCAGCUGCAGCUGGCCCUGGGCAGACUGACCAGCCCAGCAGCUGCAGAGAAGCCUGACCUGGCUGGCUAUGAGGCCCAGGGGGCCAGACCCAAGAGGACACAGAGACUGAGUGCAGAGACUUGGGACCUGUUGAGACUCCCCCCAGAACGGGAGCAGAAUGGAGACACCCACCAUGCAGGGGACUGGCGGGGCCCAGGCAGGGACUCGCUCCCUCUCCCCAUGAGGAGUAGGAAGUACCAGGAAGGACCAGACAUGGCUGAGAGGAGGCCCCGAGGAGGCAGCCACUCCCCACUGGACAGUUCGGAUGUCAGAGUGCAGGUACCUCGCACGGUCAGCGGUACCCCUGGAGAGCUGGUCCCAGCUCGGGAUGAAGAGGGCUGGCAGGCAGGGCCAGUCCCAGGUCUUGAGCCCUGGAGACAGCUCUGCCGUGACAUCUUGCUGCCCCCUAGCCCCCAAGCCGUGCCCCAGAGCCUGCGGGCUGGGCCAGGCGGGGCCGGCUGCACUGAGUCCCCGUCCCUCCAGAGCAUACCGCGGGCCUCGUCUUCCGAGGAGGAGUGCUUCUUUGACCUGCUAAGCAAGUUCCAGAGCAGCCGUAUGGACGACCAGCGCUGUUCCCUGGAGGAGGGCCAGGCGGGGGCCGCCGAGGCCACAGCUGCCCCUACCCUGGAGGAGAGGGUUGCCCAGCCCUCCGUGACGGCCUCUCCCCACACGGAGGAGCUCUUCGACCUCAUCGCCAGCUCUCAGAGUCGCCGGCUGGACGAUCAGCGGGCCAGUGUGGGCAGCUUGCCUGGGCUGCGCAUCACCCACAACAACGUGGGGCACCUCCGUGGUGACGGAGACCCCCAGGAGCCCGGAGACGAAUUCUUCAACAUGCUCAUCAAGUACCAGUCCUCCAGGAUCGAUGAUCAGCGCUGCCCGCCACCCGACGCACUGCCCCGAGGUCCCACCAUGCCGGACGAGGACUUCUUCAGCCUCAUCCAGAGGGUGCAGGCCAAGCGCAUGGAUGAACAGCGCGUGGACCUCACUGGGAGCCCAGAGCAGGAGCCCAGUGGGCCACCGGAGCCCCGGCAGCAGUGCCAGCCUGGGGCCAGCUAAGGCCUCCUGCCACAGCCAGGCCUGCCCUGUAGACCUGCUCCUGCACACUGGGGGCUCACAACUGUCCACAUGGCCAUGGCCCCCAAGAAGCUGAGUCCUCCCAAAGCCAUGACUGAGGACCGGCUUGAGCCCCCAGCCCUUCCCACUGAGCCGAGCUGGGCACACUGCCCAUGGCAUGCCCCUGCCCCGGGCGGCAGGCUCGGACAGCAGCUGCUGUGUGGGGAGGGCAUGCCUCUGUCCGCACAGCCCAUGCUUCCUGCAGGCCUGCCUGGCUCUGCCUCUGCCCAGGCCGGGCCUUCAGCAUGUCGCCCCCAAGCCCGGUGCUUCCCGACCCUCCCCCUCCAGGACUCCACCCGGCCCUGCCAAAUGUGAAACCUGCCAUCUCCCAGCCCCCAGAGAGGUCUUCUCCGGGGGCUGCCAGGACACAGGCAUGUUCUGUCCCCCAGCUGGUCCUGGGGUAGCCACGCAGGGAACAAUACUCCAUCCCCAGGGCAGGACUCCUUUCCCAGAGCCCAUCUCCCCUUGUAAUCUGCUUUGAGAGGUCAGCAGCCAGAGAGCCUGGUGCAGGGCCACCCACAGUCCCUGGCCCCAGCAGGCAGCCCUGGGCCCACAGGGACCCAAGGGCUCAGCCCUGGCACCACCGCAGAGAGAAGGGCGGGGGCAGGAACACCUGUUCCUAAGCCCCAAGCCCUGAGACCUCCAGGCCAGCGACACAGAAGGGGACUGGGCCUAGGGUGGCACCAAGCUAGGUGGGCAACGGCACCAGAGUGGGCUGGCUCCAAGUGAGCACCUCGCACCUCGCCAUCUGGGGGAGAUGCAUCGCCUCUCCCGGGGACCAGCCCCCACACUGGAGUUGGUCCACAGGGUACCAAGCUCCCAACCCAAACCAGGGCAGGACCCGCUGCAGACCCGCGAGCCAGGCCUGGCGCCUCCUGCAGGCGGCCCUCUGGACCAGUCUGAGGGUUGCCUGUGACCUCGCAGCCCCCAGGGCAGCAGCCUCCCAGGUGCCUCCCCAAGCCUGGGGAGGGCCUGCGCCUCACCCACGGUACAGCCUGGGCACCAGGCAGGGCGAGGGCAGCUGGAAGGUGACCCUGGGCUCAGCACGGGGACCGUGCGGAGGUUGGGUCUCUGGGCCGGGAGCCCUCAUACUUGAAUGUACAUGCGUAUUUAUUGCUCGCAGGUGUCUGCCACGUUGUCACGGGUCCUUUCUAGCCCGAGAGGUACUUUUUUUUCCCCACCCGCCCUUGAAAAAUAAAGAGUGCCAGGUCA
Molecule: messenger RNA, 3565 nt
Organism: Sciurus carolinensis (gray squirrel)
Lineage: Eukaryota; Metazoa; Chordata; Mammalia; Rodentia; Sciuridae
Gene: Gpsm1
Product: G protein signaling modulator 1
Exons: 15
Coding region: 83-2296 (737 amino acids)
Molecular function (GO): protein binding; GTPase regulator activity
Source: RefSeq, a predicted model, not a curated record